GGAAGGCGGUUUUCUAGUGGGGCGGGCGACGUAGGUGUUCCCGAAGGCCCUCGUCAGAUCCUCGGCACAGGUAAAAUCAGAAAAGGUCAUCCUCUCGACAGCCGUCCCUUCAGCACACUUUAGCGAGCUGGUGUCUUCUCCUCGGUGCCGUAGCGAGCUGGUCUCUCUUUUCGGAUCGGUGCAGCAAUACCAGGAAUGCGCGGACACGCGCAAUAAUAAUUAUUAUUUACGACGAAUGACGUAACCCAGAGGGAAAACAUAAAUGGCCAAAAUGUCUUUCUACGUUUCUAUAAGCAGGAAAAAAACCUCCGACCAUCUGAAGAUAUUCAUCAACCAUUACCUACCUCCACUAAGCCAACAGAUAGUCAACUGCAGUUCUACAGGCUAGGCCAGAGACACGAACGGCUGUGCACCUCACCACGCUGUACUUUUCAAUCAAAAUUUCACGGAGUAUAUACCCGUUUUAAAUUUUUUGGUAUUUGUAUUUUGACUCUCUGAGCAUCAAGUUAAAAGCUGUUUCUCAAAAAUAUACAGCCAAAGCCUACAUGGGUUAGGCCAGAUGCAGGGGAAAAUCGCUUAUUUUGUAUAAUUAUUAUAAUACAGUACAUACAGAGCGGGCUCGGAGAGCCGACGGAAACUUUCAGGAACGUACCACUGGCUAAGCCUGGCUAGCCCUAGAAGCUAGAUGAGAUUGUUCAUCUGGUUUCUAAGCUAACUUUUAGCUAAAGAUGUCCACUUCAAGUUGCCUGUGGUGGCCUACUGAACGUAUCGAUCGGCGAGGACGGUCCCACCUCUAUGAGUAACCGGCUAAGAUUAUUACAGUAGACCGAGCCAUUGCAGAAGAGAACCUAGAUCUUAAAAAAGAAAGGUUUAAACGACCAAAUAAGAGAUCACCUGUGGUGUGGAGCCGAAUAGAUCUCAGACCACCAACACACGGUGCAUAAACCGGAUAGAUCCUCUAUACUUCGGUUCCACUACUUCUAUAUAUACACAACACUCAUAGCGAUCCCCAAUGAUAAAGAAAAGCUGAGAUGAACGCUCACUGGGCUUAGGUACGUGGCCAAGAAACCAGCUCCCAGGCCCACGAGACUAGACUUGAGCGCGAAAAUUACUCUUUCAUUGUGCAGCUAGAGAUGGCGGAAACCCCCGUUGUAAGAGUAGUUUCCGUGGCGGAUGUGGUCAGCGCUAAUGCUGAGUUUGCGGCUUCUGCACUACUCGCGUUGGAAGUAAACAAUAAUUUUUUGUUGGAGAUCAGGCAGAAAGGGAAGGAGCCAAUAGCAGCACUAAACGAGAAGCAAAAGGUCAUUCAGCUAGAGUCCAGCAGUAAAUGUCUCCAGGAUGCUCUUGACCGGCUUCUUGGGACUCUGCACAACAUGUUCUCGAAGUCGAAGGGAGGGUCUGCAAAGAAGAAAAUUAGAGAGGGGAAGACAAGGAUUACCCUACAGGAAGGUGAUGUUGUGGACAUUGCAGCAGUGAAGCAAAAUUUAGAACAGGUAAGGGGAAAGUUUAACACCACUAAUACACAAAACAACACCGAAGAGCAGACGGCACUGGAGGAGGAGGCCUUAGAGUUCCUACUGGAGAACGAGGAGAGAGAGAAAAAAACAACUACAGCAGGCUCUCCGGGUCACAAAAAACAAAGGAAGAGCUUAUCAUGA
Messenger RNA from Geodia barretti, 1658 nucleotides. NCBI's taxonomy places the organism in Eukaryota, Metazoa, Porifera, Demospongiae, Tetractinellida, Geodiidae. The record is from the annotation of a GenBank genome assembly.